Molecule: messenger RNA, 8077 nt
Organism: Paramecium sonneborni
Lineage: Eukaryota; Ciliophora; Oligohymenophorea; Peniculida; Parameciidae
Source: the annotation of a GenBank genome assembly
AUGUUAAUUAGAACAAUUAAUUCCUAAGUUUAAUAAUGCCAAUGUUAUCAUAUUACUGAUUAAUUCAUUUGUGAGAUAUCUAAAAGAUGUUAGUGGUUAAAUAACAAAUGUAACUAAAAACUAAAUUACAUUAUUCGGAAUGGAAAUAAAUGUGAAUAGUAUUAAGAAGAAGAAUGCGUUUUAUAAACAGAUUGUGCAUUUAUAGAUAGUUAAUGCAUAGAUUUUUAAGGAUGUGAUAAGAUUUCAAAAGAUAAAUGUGCCUCAUCAAUAAAUUGCAUUUCAGAUGGCAAUAUUUGCAUUUCAAAAAAAGAUUGCUAAAAUUACAAAACAUAAUUAGCUUGUUAAAAUCAAGAUAUAAAUGGAGGAUAUUGUUCAUGGAACUUAAAGCAAUUUCCUAUAUGUUCAAAGAUUUUAGAAUGUUCUGAUUUACCUAUUUUAAGAUCACAUUUAUUAUGUUAAACUGCAUUAAAUCAUUGUACAAUAAAUUAGAAAGGAAUGUGCAUAGAUAAAGCUAUUUAAUGCGAAUAAUACAAAAUAUUCCAAUGUUUCAGUACAAUUGAUGGUAAGGAAUGUUUUUGGAAUUAAUCAAAAGCAUUGUGCAUGGAAAAAAUAUGUGUGAAUGCUUAAUUUUCUACAGACAAAUUAUGUAAUUAAUUUUUAUCAACUUGUACUACAAAUGGAUUCAACUGCAUCUUAAGAACAAAAUGCAACGAUUUUAAACACAUAAAUGGUUGUGUAAUAGAUAUUGAUUAUAAUUAAUGCUUCUGGACUGGAAGUAUGUGUAUCAAAAAAGUAUGUUCAAAUAUUCCAAAAGGAGAAGAAUGUUCAACAUAUUUUCAAGAUUUAGAUUGUGUUCCUACUUAACAAGGUAAUUGUAAGUCAAAACCUUAAAAUUGUAAUUAGUUUGAAACUUAAGAUUCUUGUUUGAUAGAUUAUGCAUAAUAAUAAUGUUGGUGGGAAAAUAAUGAAUGUGUUCUUAAAACUUGUUAAAUAGCACCUCAAUAUACUAAUUGUGCUUUAUGGAAGAAUGAUACAUCAUGUGUUGGUGAUACAAAUGGAUAUUGUAUUGAUUUGCCAUAAUAUUGUUCAUCUAUAACGAAUAAUACUUAUUGUUAUAAAUAAAAUUCUGGCGAUUUAUGUCAUUCUUAUACUUGUACAAUUGCUUAUUGUUCAAAAGCUCCAGUAAACUUAAAUAGUCAUAUUUAAUGUGAAUAAUGGAAUAUAAAUUGUACAGUUGAAUUAAAAGAUUCAAAUUCAUAGGUUGGUUAAGGUUGUGUUUAUAAGUUGCAAAAUUGUUAAGAUUAUGAAAAUGAAAUAUAAUGUAAAAGCACUUUAGAUAGAAUAUAAUGUAUAUUUAAGGAUGGAAAAUGUUUAGAAAAAACUUGUGAAAUGGGUAAAUUUUCAACAUAAGAAGAUUGUUAAAAUUGGAAAAAUGAUUGUAUAAUAAAUGAAUUUAGUAAUUCUUGUAAAGAUUGGCCAAGUAAUUGUUAUGAAUUAUUGAGUGAAGAAUAAUGUUAUAUAGGUUUAUAAUCAGGAAUAUAUUGUUAAUGGAAAGACAAUUAAUGUUAAAUAUAAUCUAAUUCUUAAUUAUGUAGUACAGCAAAUAAUAUAAGUUAAUAUGAUAACCAUGAGAAAUGUAAUAGAUGGAAUGGAUUAUGUACAGUAAUUUAAAAAGUUUAUGGUUGUGAAGCAAGAUAAAAUUGUGAAGAUUAUUUAUAUUAACAUUAAUGUGUUAUAGGUAUAGAUAAUUAGAAAUGUUAAUGGGAUGGAAUACAAUGUAUUAGGAAAUGUGAUGGGUAUUAAAUAGAGACAGUUGAUAUUAAUGAAUGUGAAAGUAUUGAUUCUAGUUGUUAACUUAAUGAUCUGACUGCUAUUUGUAUAUAUAAAACAUACUGUUAAGCAUAUAAAAAUAAAUUGGAUUGCAAAAUUAAUAAUAAUGAUUAACCAUGUAAAUGGAACUAAUUAGAUUAAAAAUGCGAAGAUGUCAUUUGCGAAGAUAAUACUACUGCUAUAACUGAAAGCGAAUGUAUUUACUUCUUAAAUUAUUAAUAAUGUUAUUUAGAUACUAUUGGUUGUAUAACAAGACCAUUAAAAUGCGAUUUAAUUUCUAAUAAUAUUAUAUGCAAUCACACUAUUCCAAGAUGUAUGAAUAACUAUUGUUAUUAUCAUAAUGGUUGUUGUACAUAAAUAUUAGCUAAUUAAUGUGAGUUAAUUGAUGAUGCUACAACUGAUUAUGAUUGUUAAAAACAUAAUCCUGAAUGCAUAUUAAAUAUACUUACAGGAAUAGGAUGUAUGCAUUCUAAUAAUUGUGAAUACAUAUAAGAUUAAACACUUUGUACAUCCAUUGAUGGUACAUUNUACAAUUGCUUAUUGUUCAAAAGCUCCAGUAAACUUAAAUAGUCAUAUUUAAUGUGAAUAAUGGAAUAUAAAUUGUACAGUUGAAUUAAAAGAUUCAAAUUCAUAGGUUGGUUAAGGUUGUGUUUAUAAGUUGCAAAAUUGUUAAGAUUAUGAAAAUGAAAUAUAAUGUAAAAGCACUUUAGAUAGAAUAUAAUGUAUAUUUAAGGAUGGAAAAUGUUUAGAAAAAACUUGUGAAAUGGGUAAAUUUUCAACAUAAGAAGAUUGUUAAAAUUGGAAAAAUGAUUGUAUAAUAAAUGAAUUUAGUAAUUCUUGUAAAGAUUGGCCAAGUAAUUGUUAUGAAUUAUUGAGUGAAGAAUAAUGUUAUAUAGGUUUAUAAUCAGGAAUAUAUUGUUAAUGGAAAGACAAUUAAUGUUAAAUAUAAUCUAAUUCUUAAUUAUGUAGUACAGCAAAUAAUAUAAGUUAAUAUGAUAACCAUGAGAAAUGUAAUAGAUGGAAUGGAUUAUGUACAGUAAUUUAAAAAGUUUAUGGUUGUGAAGCAAGAUAAAAUUGUGAAGAUUAUUUAUAUUAACAUUAAUGUGUUAUAGGUAUAGAUAAUUAGAAAUGUUAAUGGGAUGGAAUACAAUGUAUUAGGAAAUGUGAUGGGUAUUAAAUAGAGACAGUUGAUAUUAAUGAAUGUGAAAGUAUUGAUUCUAGUUGUUAACUUAAUGAUCUGACUGCUAUUUGUAUAUAUAAAACAUACUGUUAAGCAUAUAAAAAUAAAUUGGAUUGCAAAAUUAAUAAUAAUGAUUAACCAUGUAAAUGGAACUAAUUAGAUUAAAAAUGCGAAGAUGUCAUUUGCGAAGAUAAUACUACUGCUAUAACUGAAAGCGAAUGUAUUUACUUCUUAAAUUAUUAAUAAUGUUAUUUAGAUACUAUUGGUUGUAUAACAAGACCAUUAAAAUGCGAUUUAAUUUCUAAUAAUAUUAUAUGCAAUCACACUAUUCCAAGAUGUAUGAAUAACUAUUGUUAUUAUCAUAAUGGUUGUUGUACAUAAAUAUUAGCUAAUUAAUGUGAGUUAAUUGAUGAUGCUACAACUGAUUAUGAUUGUUAAAAACAUAAUCCUGAAUGCAUAUUAAAUAUACUUACAGGAAUAGGAUGUAUGCAUUCUAAUAAUUGUGAAUACAUAUAAGAUUAAACACUUUGUACAUCCAUUGAUGGUACAUUAAAAUUACCUAGUGGACAUACAUGUGUAUCUUAAAAUAAUAAAUGUUAUUCUCAAUAGAAUUGUAAUGCAUUUAAUACCAAUUGUAAUACCCUUGUUGUUUAAUAAGUUAAUUGUAAAUUUGGAACAGCAGGAACCUGUGUUAAAAAAUUAUGUACUGAUUUAGUUAGCGCUAAUGCUACAAAUUGUCCAGCAUUUCAAAAAUUUUGUUAUUAUUAUGGAUCUAAAUGUAUUUUUGUUACUAAUGGUAAUGAUUUAACUUCUUAUGGUUCUACAUUCUGUAAUUCAAGAAUAACAAUAGAUGGAUAAUCUUGUUAAUGGAAUGGUACAUCUUGUUAACUAUUAUCAUGUUCACUUUUAAAUAAUAAUUGUCUAUUAUCUAAUAAUAAAUGUAUUUAAGGAAUGUCUAAUUGUAUUGAUAUAACUAAUUGUAAUCAAGUCACUAAUGAAGUUUAUUGUUAUUUAGCUUAUAAUAGUUCUAAUCUUAAAUGUUUAUGGAUUAAUUCUUAAUGUGUUGAUUAUUUUGAUUGUACAAACACUUUUACUAAUGGAUUUACAGAAUAUUAAUGUAUUAGAUAUGAUCUUUGUAGAUUAUCUAAAACUACAACAGGUUGUGAAUUUAAAUCAUGUAAUGAAUAUUAAUAAAUGGAAUAUUGUAAUAAACUUAAUUAAUGUAUAUGGUAUAACAAUUAAUGUGAAAAUUAAAAUUAAUGUUAAUUUCAACUCAAUCAAACCGAUUGCGAAUACUUUAAUUAUUGUUACUGGAAUACUGCUUUAUGUAAAUAAAAUGUUUGUAAUACAGCCACAACUUAAUAAUCAUGUUUUUCAGUUAUUCUACAAAGUGGCAACAAAUGUUUAUGGAUUAAUAAUGUUUGUUAAGAAUAGUAUUAAUGUUCUUAAAUUAAGAAUCCUCUAUUUUUUGAUGAUUGUUAUCUCAAAAAUAAUGGAUGUGUAAUUAAAUAUAAUUUUAGUGAUAAAUCGAGUUAUUGUUAAACCAAAAAGGCUGAGUGUUCUUUAUAUACAUCUAAUUAUUAAUGCACCAAAGAUAUUUAUAACAAUUUAUGCGAAUGGGAUCUAAACACUUCUACUUGUAUUUAUAAUUAAUGCUCCGCUUAUGUUACUUCAAAUAAUAUAUACAGUAAUUGGAUAUGUUUAUAAUUUAAUAAUAAAUGUGUAUUGAAUACAACUUUGAAUGGUUGUAGAACUAUUUUAUCCCUCUGUAAUUUAUAUACAACAUAAUAAUUAUGUUAGUAUGCAUUUACAACAUCAAAAAAGUAUUGCUUUUGGAAUGGAUCAUCAUGUAUAGAUGCUUAAUGUUCUUAAUACAAUUCAUUAGUUUCUCCUCCACUAUUAUGUGAAUAAUAUAGUCAAUGUAAUUUAAUAGGAUCUAUUUGUUAAAAUAAAUUAUCAACAUGCAAUUCUUAUUUAGAUGAAACUCUAUGUAAUUCUACAACAGAUUUAUCAUCAAAUAUCUGUGUAUGGAUUAAUGAUAAUUGUGUUAUUAAAAGUUGUUCUAAUUAUCCAUUCAAUAAUUUUAAUCAUUCAAAUUGUUCUUAAUGGUUAAAAUCUUGUACAGUAAAUUAGUAAGAAACCUAAUGUAUAAACAUUAUUGAUUGCACAACAGCACCGUAAGAAAUUGAUACAAUUAAUGAAUGUGAAUAAUUCUAAUCAUAAACAAUUUAGAUUUGUACAAUAUCAUCAAUUCAAAGUGGAUGCACAAAUUUAGUAUCAAAUUGUAAUUUAGCUUCCAAAAUAUAAUGUUUUAUAGAUGUUAAUAGAAAUAAAUGCUAUUGGAGCAAAUAAUAUGGAGUUUGUAAAGAAUUAAAUUGUAUAAAUAUUGACAAUACAAUCAAAACUGCUUCUGAUUGUGAAUCUUUAUUAAAUGAAUGUACUCUUGCAGAUUCUGGAUUUGGAUGUUAAAAUAAAGCAUCAUGUAAUAGUUACAAUAAUAAUACUUGUAAAUUUCUUAAUAUCCGUGAUAAUAAUCAAAGAAAUUGUGUGUAAGGAUGUUAGAAGAUUGUUUGCGAAGAUUAUUACUCUACGAGCGAUUAAUAUUGUAAGUCCAUUCUUAAUGGUAAUUGUAUUACAAAUGGAGUUUAAUGUAUUACAUCAUACAGUUGUAGUGACUUUCGAUUUGAUUAUUAAUGUAUCAUAUCAAGAUAAGGAUUCUAAUGUCUAUGGUUUCAUCACUAAUGUGUUAAUAGAAAAUGUGAAUUAGCAGAUAUUGCUAAUUAUCAUAGUCAUUCUUAAUGUUAAAGUUUUAUGAAUACUUGUACUUAUAGUAAAUAAAGAAAUAGUUGUGUUUAAAUAAAUAAUUGUUAAAAUAAUGAUAAUAUAGAAUCUUGUUUUUUAGAUAAGUAUGGUUAAUAAUGUAUUUGGUAUGAAGACAAAUGUUAUAAUACAAAAUGUGAAAAUAUAUGUGGAGAUGGAAUAGUUAACUUAGAGACAGAAUAGUGUGAUGACGGAAAUUGGUUAGCUCAUGAUGGAUGUUAUGAUUGUAAAUUUAGUUGUGUUAUCGGAUGUUACAAUUGUUUAGGAGGGAUUUGUGUAGAAUGUGAUUAUGAAAAUGGCUACUAUUUAGAUGAGAUAAAUAAUUGUAUAACAAAAUGUGGAGAUGAAAUAGUUCAAGGUAAAGAACAUUGUGAUGAUGGAAACUUGGAUAGAUAUGAUGGAUGUUUUGAAUGUUUAUUUGAAUGUCAUCAUUCAUGUAUUCUAUGUUUUUAAGGUACGUGUUUAGAAUGUCAACAUGGAUGGUCUAUAUCAAUUAAAGGAUAAUGUGAAGUAAUAUGUGGAGAUGGCAUAAUAGUAACUACAAAUGAUAAAAAUAAUGAAUAAUGUGAUGAUGCUAAUAUUGAUUCAUUAGAUGGAUGUUCAUCAACUUGUAUGAUUGAAUAAUAAUGGACAUGUUACAAUGAUCUUGAUUCACCAUCAGUAUGUCAAUAUACUUAAUAACCUUACAUGAUUUUAACGCUCUUAAACGCUGCUCCAAACUAUAUUCAAUCAAUUAAAUUAUCAUUUACUUCUAAUCUCAAAUAUCAAAAUACAUCUAAUAAUUAUUCACUUAUCUAGACUUCUAUUUUAAAUCUAAAUCCUAUUAAUUAUCAAAUUUAAAUACACCAAAAUAAUUCAUUAUAUUCUAUUACGACAUAUGAACCUAUUGAAUAUUUAAUAAUUGUUGAAUUCUUGAUAAGUGUAUAAAAUCCAACACUCCUUAUAUCUUUUUAGGGUUCUGAAUUUCUUGAUUAAAAUAAUCAACAUCCUCUAAAUACUAAAUAAACAAUCAAAUUAUUUACAUGUUAUUAUGAAACUGAAUCAAACAAACGCAUAUCUUCUACCACUAAUGUUUUUAAUUCUAUCCUCUUAUAUAUAUUAUUGGCCAUUGCUUUACUUUCUAUUCUUACUUGUAACUUAGAUGUAUUUUGGAAUCUUCUAGAUAUGGUAUAAUAUUUAUCUUACAUAAAAUAUAUUAAUAUACAAUUUCCAACUAACUUAAAUACCUUCUUUAAUCUAUUUACUAUCAUUACUUUACAACCAUUAUUAGAUUUUAUUCAUUAUUAAGACAUAAUUAAUCUAUUUUGUUUUGGUGAAACUAUUUUCAUUCAAACAACUAAUAAAUUUUUAGAAGAUAAUAUCAAUGCAUUUUACUUUUAUAAUUUUGGAAGUUCAUUACUUGUUUUGGGAACUACUUUUGCUUCAUUGUACGUUAGCUUAGCACUCAUUUAUACUAUUAAUAAAUAUAUUCAUCAUGUAUAUAAUCAUCUAAAUAUAAUUAAAAUAGUACAACAAUUAUUAAGAUUAUUAGUUAAAUUUUAAUUCUAUUUCUUCUAUUCUGGAAUUAUUAGAAUAUUUCUAACUAAUACUUAUGAUAUACUUUUCAGUGUAUUGCUUCAAUUAUAUUAUCCUCAAUUUCAUAAUUUUAUAACUAUUUUUAGUCUGAUGGUAGCUGCUAUUACUUUUUCAUUCAUUUUUAUUGUUAUUUACUUUAUUAUGUCAAAAUAAACAUCAAAAUCUAUUGGAAUUUGUAAUUAAUAUACUGUUUUAUCUGAAGGAGUUACAUUCAAUUAAGGAUUUUGGGCCAGACAAUUCAACUCAUUAUUAUUAAUUAAAAAACUAAUUUUUAUGCUUUUAUUAAUUUUUAUGUAAGAAGAUGGUCAAUUAUAAACUACUUUAAUUUCAAUUACUCAUAUUUCAUUUGCUUUAUAUCUCAUCUCCAAAAAACCUAUGACAAAUUCAUAUGAAUAUUACAAAAUGAUAUUUGUAGAAUCCAAAAUCACCUUAGCAACUAGCUUUUUUAUUUUAUAUUCCAUGCCCAAUCUCACUUUAGACACUAAAUACAGAGUUGGAUGGUUUCAUAUUACAAUCUUUACAUCUAUGCUUGCAAUUUCAGUAUUUUUUGAUUUCACAAACCAAUUAAGAAUAAUUAAACAAAAACUUAUAAAAUCAUGUGCAGAUAAAUAAACACCUAAUUCAAAAGUAAUACUAUUUGAAGCAGUACCAACAAAUAAAAUUAUUUUUUGA